Messenger RNA from Nothobranchius furzeri (turquoise killifish), 1038 nucleotides. It is a transcript of the gene mrpl55, whose product is annotated as mitochondrial ribosomal protein L55. Gene Ontology annotation, biological process: translation. Gene Ontology annotation, cellular component: mitochondrial large ribosomal subunit. Lineage: Eukaryota; Metazoa; Chordata; Actinopteri; Cyprinodontiformes; Nothobranchiidae. Gene Ontology annotation, molecular function: structural constituent of ribosome. The record is from RefSeq and is a predicted model, not a curated record.
CACCGGUGAGCUGGCCUCACAAAACCACAGAAGAAGUAAACGCGGAAGCGUCCCGUGACCUGGGUAGCGGAGAUCGAUAAACGGAUAAGAGCUCUGUUAACCCGUUGAACAGAAAUGGCUCACUUGUUACUGAACAAACUUUAUUUUCCUCCCGGUUUCAUAUCACGGUUUUUGUUGUCCUCUUCGGGUGCUUUCGGGUCAGAGGUCCGGGUCUGUUCCCUCCACUCCCACGCGGUACUUCAGAACUCCAACAGGACCCAGGUCGUUCGCUGUGGUCGGCUAAAGUACGAGAGGCUGUACCCUGUGGUUCUGGUUCAGUCUGAUGGUUCUACCGUCCACAUCCGAUACGGAGAGCCCAGGAGGAUCCUUCAGAUGCCAGUAGAUCUGUCAACCCUUACUGAGGAGGAGCGUCGUGCUCGACAGAAGAAGAGGGACGUGAAGAAAGUGAAGAAGCAAACAGCAGAGGCCUACGAUGAUGAGUUCCAACUGGACGCAUACCGUCACCUCUGGGACAAGAAAUAAUAGCAGGCUGCUGCCUGCAGCACGCUCACUCUGACUUUAGAAAAAUGUACAGAAGUUGUUGGAUCUUUUGAGUUUCUGUUCCAUUUAUGAUGAAAAAAUGUUCUACCACAGAGGAACAUCCUAGAACAUCUGGCUCCGAAGUUCAGCGAUGCCAAAUUGAUGUUCUCCUUCAUGUUUUCACUCAUUUCAUUUAUGGAUGAAUAAGACCCUAAACUAAUAACUGUGUGCAUUAUUUUCUUUUGUUAUUUUUAUUGGACAAAUGCGGUCAUAAAUAUCAUUCACAUGUUCUGUUGCUACAGCAGGAGAAGAGAUGAUGCAUAUUGUUGUCACAAAACCAUUAUCAUGGUUUAAAUAAAAAUAUUUUGACUAAAGAACCACGCAUUUAAAUCUGUAUGGAACACGGGAAGUUUAUUAAGAGUCUCACCUAAAAAAAGAUCUGUUAAUCUUUGUAGAUACAAGACAUUUAAGGGUCUGAUAUGUUUUCUUCAUUAAAGAGAAAACUUCUAGCUCCCUGGA